Messenger RNA from Physeter macrocephalus (sperm whale), 993 nucleotides. Its product is annotated as elongation factor 1-alpha 1. NCBI's taxonomy places the organism in Eukaryota, Metazoa, Chordata, Mammalia, Artiodactyla, Physeteridae. The record is from RefSeq and is a predicted model, not a curated record. Gene Ontology annotation, molecular function: GTP binding.
AUGGGGUAUAGACCAGUUCAGGUUGUUGAACUUGUACGCCGGUAUUCCUUGUGUGUGCCCCUCCAGGACAUCUACAAAAUUGGAAGUAUUGGUACUGUCCCUGUGGGUGGAGUGGAGAGUGGUGUUCUCAUACAUGGCAUGGUGGUCACCUUUGCUCCACUCAACAUUAAUGAAGUAAAAUCUGCUGAAAUGCACCAUGAAGCUUUGAGUAAAGCCCUUCCUGGGGACAAUGUGGGCUUCAAUGUCAAGAACAUGUCUGUCAAAGAUGUGCGAGUGGCUGGUGACUGUGACCCAUCAAUGGAAGCGGCUGGCUUUCCUGUUCAAGUAAUAAUCUUGAACCUCCAGGGCCAAAUCAGUGCUGGAUAUGCACCUGUGCUGGAUUGCUGCACAGCUCACGUUGCUUGCAAGUUUGCUAAGCUGAAGGAAAAGAUGGAUCAUUGUCUGGGAAAAAAGCUAGAAGAUGGCCCCAAAUUCUUGAAAUCUGGUGAUGCUGCCAUCAUUGAUAUGGUUCUUGGCAAGCCCAUGUAUGUUGAGAGCUUCUCUGACUAUCCUCCUCUGGGCCGUUUUGCUGAUUGUGACAUGAGAAAGAUGGUUGCUGUGGGUGUCAUCAAAGCAGUGGACAAGGAGGCAGCUGGAGCUGGCAAGGUCACCAAGUCUGCACAGAAAGCUUAGAAGGUGAAAUGAAUAUUAUCCCCAAUCCCGGCCACCCCAGUCUUAAUCAGUGGUGGAGGAAGGGUCUCAGAAAAACUGUUUGUCUCAACUGGCCAUUUAAGUUUAAUAGUAAAAGACUGGUUAAUGAUAACAAUACAUCGUAAAACCUUCAUCAGGAAAGGAAAAUGUUUUGUGGCCAUUUGUUUUGUGUGGCAGUUUUUUUUUUUAUGUUGGGGGUAGGAGUUUAUUAAUUUAUUUGCUGUGUUGUGUCUUCGUUUCUGUGCGAGGGCUUUCUCUAGUUGUGGCACGCGGGGGCCAUUCUUCAUCGCGGUGCACGGGCCU